AUGAGCAAACGACCAGGUCAUGCCCAUUCUGUUUCUGAACCAAUUCUAAUGCAGACCUUCGACGGGGCCAACAUUGACAAGGAAUACCAGUUCUACGAUGAAGACGCUGCCAGAGUCAGCCAGAAAAUUGACGAGGAGCUCAAGAGAGACUGGGCGCGACGCAAGGAUGUCCAGAGAAGGCAGGUCAAGGUCAUGCUUCUUGGCCAGGCAGAAUCCGGAAAAUCUACACUCCAAAAGCAAUUCCAAUUGUACUACGCUCACCAUGCCCUCGAUCACGAACGUCCGCUAUGGCGUCCAGUCGUGUAUUUCAACAUCCUCAAGGCUGUCCGAAUGAUUCUCGACGAACUAGACUAUGAACUCAACAACCUUUCGAUUGAUGACUCAGUAGAAGGCCAAGCUGUUGCUCACGCCCUAGCUCCCUUGGGCGACCUGAGUGGGGAAUUCUCCAGGCUACGUACUAAGUUGGUGCCUCUGGUUGCGAUGGAGGAUUCGCUAGCAUCGGAACUCAGUGGAGGAGUCGCUGUGACCGGCGGCCGAACAGGUGUAUAUGUUCGUGCUGGAUGGCAGGCUCUUGUUACCCCUUUGUCGCCUAACCGGAGCCGUGCACUUCCUGGUACCGGCGGACUUUCCCCUGCUGUUGCUCAGAUGACCAGCUUGGCUUCGAGGACCCUCAUUGCUGUUCAAAAUGAGGUAGAUGAACUUUGGAAGCACCCUGCCGUUCGGAUACUCGUCAACAACAGGCGAAUCAGGCUUGAUGAGUCUGCACCAUUCUUCCUGGAUAGCAUCGGACGCAUCGCGCAGGCUGAUUACCUCCCCUCCACGGCCGAUCUUCUUAACGUCCGACUUCAAACACUCGGUGUGGCAGAACAUUCUUUUGACAUCGAGCUGUGCGGCUCUAGAUACAACUGGUUGAUGUACGACGUCGGCGGAGCUCGUGGCCAGCGCCACGCAUGGGUACCCUACUUUGAUGAUGCCACUGCGAUCAUCUUUUUGGCGCCAAUAAGUGCUUUUGAUCAAUACCUCGAAGAAGAUCCGCGGACAAAUAGAGUGGACGACUCGUUGCAACUCUUCACAGCUAUAUGCUCAAACAAACUCCUUAAGAACUCACACUUGGUGCUCAUGCUCAAUAAGACUGAUUUGCUACAGAAGAAACUAGAAGCUGGUGUCAAAGUGCGGAAAUAUAUCACAUCAUACGGCGACCGUCCAAACACCUACGCCGAUGUGUCAGAGUACUUCAGGGCACACUUUAUCCAAGUUCACAAGCGUCACGAUAUCAGUCGUCGAGCGUUGUAUGUUCACUUCACCUCUAUGCUAGAUAUCCGAGCAACGCAAGACAUUAUAGUCAAUGUGGGAGAGGCUAUCAUCCGAUCACAUAUCGCCAAGACUGGCCUUGCGUAA
Messenger RNA from Suillus paluster, 1398 nucleotides. Its product is annotated as G-protein alpha subunit. Gene Ontology annotation, cellular component: heterotrimeric G-protein complex. The record is from RefSeq and is a predicted model, not a curated record. Bases 1 to 1398 code for a protein of 465 amino acids. The transcript has 14 exons. Gene Ontology annotation, molecular function: G protein-coupled receptor binding; guanyl nucleotide binding; G-protein beta/gamma-subunit complex binding. NCBI's taxonomy places the organism in Eukaryota, Fungi, Basidiomycota, Agaricomycetes, Boletales, Suillaceae. Gene Ontology annotation, biological process: G protein-coupled receptor signaling pathway.